Molecule: messenger RNA, 972 nt
Organism: Stegastes partitus (bicolor damselfish)
Lineage: Eukaryota; Metazoa; Chordata; Actinopteri; Pomacentridae
Product: olfactory receptor 1030-like
Exons: 3
Coding region: 25-972 (315 amino acids)
Biological process (GO): detection of chemical stimulus involved in sensory perception of smell; G protein-coupled receptor signaling pathway
Cellular component (GO): membrane
Molecular function (GO): odorant binding; G protein-coupled receptor activity; olfactory receptor activity
Source: RefSeq, a predicted model, not a curated record
AGUGUUAGCAGGAGCUCUGGCAGGAUGAUGAACUCCACACAGGUCUCUUACUUAAGACUCGCCGCCUACGUCGACACCGGACUCCUGAAAUACGUGUACUUCCUGAUUGUUCUGUGUGUCUAUGUGUUCAUCGUGGGUGCCAACGUGUUCCUCAUCGUGGUGAUCUGUGUGAACAGGAGCCUCCAUGAGCCCAUGUACAUGUUCCUGUGCAGCCUGUUUGUCAAUGAGCUGUAUGGUAGUACAGGCUUGUUUCCACUGCUGCUGGUCCAGAUCCUCUCUGAUGUUCACACUGUUCCUGCUUCUCUCUGCUACCUGCAGAUUUAUUGCAUACACUGCUAUGGAACCGUUGAAUAUUUAAGCCUGGCCGUCAUGUCCUACGACAGAUAUCUGGCUAUUUGUUAUCCUCUGCAGUACAGCAGCCAUAUGAGCGCUAACAGGACGGCCACCCUCAUCGCCCUGCCCUGGCUCUACGGCCUGCUGGCGUGCCUUAUUAUGAUCUGUUUGAGCUCCUCUUUGCAGCUUUGUGGGAACAUAAUUCAAAAAGUUUACUGUGACAACCACGCUAUUAUCAAGCUGGCCUGCGCUGACACUCGUCUUCUCAACACACUGGGACUCUUCUCUAGUUUCUGUGCAGUAGGUUUUCCUUUCAUGGUAAUCCUCUACACCUACAUGCAGAUCCUGAAGGUGUGUUUCUCUGGUUCUAAGCAGACCAGACAGAAGGCUGUCGCUACCUGCUCACCUCACCUGGCUUCUGUGUUGAACUUUACGUUCGGGGUAAGCUUUGAAUUGUCCCAGAGCAGGUUUGACAUGAGGAGUGUGCCUGCUCAGAUCAGAAUAUUAAUGUCGCUGUACUGGUUUCUGUUUCAGCCGCUCUUAAACCCUUUAGUUUAUGGCCUGAACAUGUCCAAAAUACGGAUUUUAUUUCAGAAGGUGUUCAGCCUACCACGGACCAUCUACCGGAGCAGCAUGUGA